This is a messenger RNA of Entrophospora sp. SA101, 441 nucleotides long. Lineage: Eukaryota; Fungi; Glomeromycota; Glomeromycetes; Entrophosporales; Entrophosporaceae. The record is from the annotation of a GenBank genome assembly.
AUGUCAUCAUCAAUUUCACCUAACGGUAAAGCCAUUAUACUUCCGGAUAGAGCCCAACCUUUAGCAAAUUAUCCACAUGCAAGAAUUGCAGGUGACUUCAUAUUUAUAUCUGGAAUUUCUUCACGUAAACCUGACAACACAUAUGAUGGUGUGAUUGAAUUACCGGAUGGAUCGUUCGAAUUGGACAUUCGUAAACAAACUAAAGCCGUCAUUGAAAAUAUUGGAGUGAUAUUGAAUCAAGCGGGUGGAGCUUCGUUAAGUAACCUGAUUGAUUUGACGGUGUUUCUAGUGAACAUGCAAGAUUAUCAUGGGUUCAAUGAAGUUUACAAUCAAUAUUUUGAUCAGAUUAAUGGACCUUCUAGAACAACUGUUGCUGUUUUUAAAUUACCUUCGCCCAGAUUACUAAUUGAGAUUAAAGGUACCGCUUUAUUACCAAAAUAA